AAAAGUGUGUUUAGUUUAUGGGAGCAAACACGACAGUGGUCAAUUCGAUAAAACCGAAGAUUGGUUUUAUGUCUUCUGUCUUGUUAUCGGCCCCUCCACAUUAUACCUGUCUACCUUUGCCCAAUACAACGGCGAUUUCUCCAAUCCUUUAACUGCACCUUCUUCUUCUUCACCCUUUUAGCCUUUGUACCUUCUUCACACACUCCAUUACCCUCUCUCUGUGCAAAAAUGUCUCAGGUUGUUGCUACUCGAUCCAUUCACUCCUCCCUCACGCGCCCCACCUCGGGAUCUGCACUCCACAGGCCGCCAACAUCGUUGAAGCCUCCAACUUUUGCUUCGAAAGUGUUACCACAACAAAGUAAAAACCGCUGCAAAGUUCGCUACCCCAGUUGCCGCGUCAAUGCGAGGAAAUCUGCACCGGCUGAAGUUGUCCCCGUGUCACCCGCGGAUGAUUCUAAGAUCGAGGAGGAGUUGCAGCAGUUGCGAGGGAUGCAGCAACUUGGUGACAUUGCGGUUGGAAUGUGGUCCAAACCAACGUUUAGGAGGAAGACAAAGAUUGUUUGCACCAUUGGUCCUUCUACCAACACCAGGGAAAUGAUCUGGAAGCUGGCUGAGGCUGGGAUGAAUGUCGCCCGUAUGAAUAUGUCUCAUGGAGACCAUGCUUCUCAUCAGAAAGUUAUUGAUUUGGUUAAAGAAUAUAAUGCUCAAUCCAAGGACAAUGCCAUUGCAAUUAUGCUUGAUACCAAGGGUCCUGAAGUUAGGAGCGGGGAUUUGCCUCAACCAAUUGUAUUAACACCUGGGCAGGAAUUCACUUUUACCAUCCGGAGAGGUGUUGGAACUGCAGAUUGUGUUAGCGUGAACUAUGAUGAUUUUGUCAAUGAUGUGGAAGUGGGGGACAUGCUUCUUGUUGAUGGUGGUAUGAUGUCUUUGGUCGUGAAGUCUAAGACAGAGGAUUCUGUGAAAUGUGAAGUUGUUGAUGGAGGAGAGCUCAAGUCAAGGAGACAUUUGAAUGUUAGAGGAAAAAGUGCAACACUGCCUUCCAUAACUGAGAAGGAUUGGGAUGACAUUAAAUUUGGAGUGGAUAACAAAGUUGAUUUCUAUGCUGUUUCUUUUGUGAAGGAUGCACAAGUAGUUCAUGAACUGAAGAAUUAUUUGAAAAGCUGUGAUGCUGAUAUACACGUCAUUGUAAAAAUUGAAAGUGCAGACUCUAUCCCAAACUUGCAUUCAAUUAUUACAGCAUCUGAUGGGGCCAUGGUUGCAAGAGGAGAUCUUGGUGCAGAGCUCCCUAUUGAAGAAGUUCCACUUUUGCAGGAAGAGAUAAUCAGCAUAUGCCGAAGCAUGGGAAAGGCCGUUAUUGUGGCAACAAAUAUGCUGGAAAGCAUGAUUGUUCACCCGACACCAACCAGAGCUGAGGUAUCUGAUAUUGCAAUUGCUGUUAGAGAAGGUUCUGACGCAAUAAUGCUUUCUGGGGAAACAGCUCAUGGAAAGUUCCCACUGAAAGCUGUGAAAGUAAUGCACACUGUAGCAUUACGGACAGAAGCCACUAUAACUGGUGGUCAAUUGCCACCUAAUAUUGGCAACGUAUUCAAGAACCACACGAGUGAGAUGUUUGCUUAUCAUGCAACCAUGAUGUCUAAUACCCUCGGAACCUCAACUGUUGUCUUCACCAGAUCAGGCUUCAUGGCUAUCCUACUGAGCCACUACAGACCUUCAGGCACGAUAUUUGCUUUCACAGAUCAAAAGAGGACACAACAAAGGUUGGCUUUGUAUCAAGGAGUCUGUCCAAUUUACAUGAAAUUCUCUGAAGAUGCCGAAGAGACUUUCACUAGAGCCCUGGAUCUGCUGCAGAAGCAAGGAAUGGUGAAAGCAGGAGAAGAAGUAGCACUGGUACAAAGUGGCAAACAACCCAUAUGGAGGUCCCAAUCCACUCACAAUAUUCAGGUCCGAACAGUGUAAACAGAAUGAAACGGGUUGAUGCAGAUUGAAUUUUCGUUGGUUGUUGCCUAGGAUUUUCACUUUUUUUCUUUUUUCAUUUUUUCAUUUAUGCUUUAAUGUCAUCCUAUUUUUUUUGUGAUUGUUCCA
Molecule: messenger RNA, 2082 nt
Organism: Vigna unguiculata (cowpea)
Lineage: Eukaryota; Viridiplantae; Streptophyta; Magnoliopsida; Fabales; Fabaceae
Product: plastidial pyruvate kinase 2-like
Biological process (GO): glycolytic process
Molecular function (GO): potassium ion binding; pyruvate kinase activity; magnesium ion binding
Source: RefSeq, a predicted model, not a curated record